GUUCGGUUGUGCUAAAACCGCUUCUGUGCGCAGAAUGGACGCGGAGUUGUUUGUGCUGAUGUUUGUCGAUUAAAUCCGUAAUAAUCGAAGCCACAGAUUAAAGUAGAGCAAGAAAGAAAGACUGUGCCAACGAUGCAUUGAACCGAAGUGUUCACUUUCCGUGACGGAUACCUAGCCACUGCAGGGAACUUCGUCGUUUUGUGAACGUCGGUCUGCAAAAUGUAUCUGUACAACUUCACACUGCAACGUGCCACCGGCAUCACGCAUGCCGUUCAUGGAAACUUCUCAGGCACUAAGCUACAAGAGGUUGCCGUGUCCAGAGGCAAGAUUUUGGAACUUCUCCGACCUGACCCAAACACCGGCAAAGUUUACACACUCUACGCAUGUGAAGUGUUUGGGAUUAUACGCUCAAUGAUGAGCUUUCGCCUCACCGGUGGAUCGAAAGAUUAUCUGGUGGUUGGAUCUGAUUCUGGGAGGAUUGUUAUUUUGGAGUACAAUCCUCAAAAGAGUUGCUUCGAAAAGGUACACCAAGAGACAUUUGGGAAGAGUGGCUGCCGACGUAUUGUGCCUGGCCAACAUCUUGCCAUGGAUCCCAAGGGCAGAGCACUUAUGGUGGCAGCUGUUGAAAAGCAGAAGCUGGUGUACAUCUUGAACAGGGACGCAGCUGCACGGUUGACCAUUUCCUCACCGCUGGAAGCACACAAAUCGAGCACUCUCGUGUAUCACUGUGUUGGUGUGGAUGUUGGAUUUGAGAACCCAGUAUUCGCCUGCCUUGAAAUGGACUAUGAGGAGGCAGAUUCUGACCCUACUGGUGAAGCAGCUAAUAACACUCAUCAGACAUUAACCUUCUAUGAGUUGGACUUGGGCUUGAACCAUGUCGUUCGUAAAUACAGUGAGCCUCUGGAAGAACAUGGGAACUUCCUUAUAGCAGUUCCUGGAGGCAGCGAUGGGCCCAGUGGUGUACUUAUUUGCUCCGAAAACUACAUCACCUACAAGAACUUUGGAGAUCAACCUGACAUUCGUUGCCCGAUCCCCAGGAGGAGGAACGACUUAGAUGAUCCAGAACGGGGCAUGAUAUUUGUUUGCAGUGCAAAUCACAAAACAAAGUCCAUGUUUUUCUUUCUGGCACAAACAGAGCAAGGGGAUAUCUUCAAGAUUACAUUGGAAACAGAUGAAGACAUGGUCACUGAAAUCAAGCUGAAAUACUUCGAUACCAUUCCUGUGGCAGCCAGCAUGUGUGUGUUGAAAACUGGAUUCUUAUUUGUUGCUGCUGAAUUUGGAAACCACUGCCUCUACCAAAUUGCGAGACUUGGGGAGGAGGAUGAAGAACCUGAGUUCAGUAGUGCUAUUCCUCUUGAGGAAGGAGACACAUUCUUUUUUGCUCCCCGUGCCUUGCGCAACUUGCUACCCGUUGAAGAAUUGGACUCCCUGUCCCCAGCCAUGGGCUGCACUAUUGCUGACCUAGCCAAUGAAGACACGCCUCAGUUGUAUGUGGCCUGUGGUCGAGGGCCCCGUUCAUGUAUACGUGUGCUCCGCCACGGUCUUGAGGUCUCUGAAAUGGCUGUGUCUGAACUUCCUGGUAAUCCCAACGCAGUAUGGACUGUUAAAAGGAAAGCAGAUGAGGACUAUGAUGCCUACAUAAUUGUGUCCUUCGUCAAUGCUACCCUUGUGCUCUCCAUUGGUGAGACUGUGGAAGAAGUCACUGAUUCUGGUUUCCUGGGAACAACGCCUACACUUUCAUGCGCCCAAAUUGGAGAUGACGCAUUGGUUCAGGUGUACCCUGAAGGAAUUCGGCACAUUCGGGCUGACAAGCGUGUCAAUGAGUGGCGUACACCAGGAAAGAAAGCAAUCGUGAAAUGUGCUGUCAAUCAACGUCAAGUUGUAAUUGCUCUCACUGGAGGGGAGCUUGUCUACUUCGAGAUGGAUCCGACUGGACAACUCAAUGAGUACACUGACCGUAGGGAAAUGUCGGCUGACAUCAUUUGCAUGUCAUUGGCCAGUGUGCCAACCGGGGAGCAACGUUCACGGUUUUUGGCUGUGGGUCUUGCAGACAACACCGUUCGGAUCAUUUCUCUGGAUCCAUCUGACUGCCUAUCUCCACUGAGUAUGCAAGCUCUGCCUGCAACACCUGAGUCUCUGUCCAUUGUUGAAAUGGGUAUGACAGAGGUUGAAACAACUGGCCAAGGAAUCCUUUACCUCAACAUUGGUUUGCAGAACGGUGUCUUGCUACGUACUGUUUUGGAUCAAGUCACAGGAGACCUUUCAGAUACACGGACUCGUUAUUUGGGCUCCAGGCCUGUAAAACUCUUCAAAGUCCGCAUGCAAGGAAGUGAUGCUGCUCUAGCAAUGUCAAGCCGCUCAUGGUUAAGUUACUACUACCAGAAUCGAUUUCACUUGACGCCACUGUCAUACGAGACCCUAGAGUUUGCAUCUGGAUUUUCAUCCGAGCAGUGCCCUGAAGGCAUUGUCGCAAUUUCUACAAAUACACUCAGAAUUCUAGCCCUGGAAAAGCUUGGGGCUGUUUUCAACCAGGUGUCAACCACAUUGGAAUACACACCCCGCAAAUUUGUUGUGAACAGUGACAGUGGCCAUUUGAUCAUUGUUGAAACAGACCAUAAUGCUUACACAGAGAAGAUGAAGCAGCAGCGUAAGCAGCAGAUGGCAGAGGAAAUGGUGGAAGCAGCUGGCGAAGGAGAGCAGGAGCUGGCUGCAGAGAUGGCCGCUGCCUUUUUGAGUGAAGUACUACCCGAGACGGUGUUCGGUUCACCAAAGGCUGGCUCUGGCAUGUGGGCAUCAGUAAUAAGAGUCCUGAACCCUGCUGACAGCCAGACACUUUGCAAGGUAGCCUUGGAGCAGAAUGAGGCAGCACUCAGUGUGGCACUGGUCAAGUUUGCAUCUCAACCAGAUGAGCAAUAUGUAGUAGUGGGUGCUGCCAGGGAGCUGUCCCUACAGCCUUGGCACGCACGUAGUGGUGGCCUUUUGCUGACUUACCGACUGAGCCAUGCUGGUGAGACACGCCUGGAGCUCGUGCAUGCCACAUCUGUUGAGGAAGCACCGACAGCCCUGUGCCCUUUCCAGGGCCGCCUGCUGGCUGGGGUGGGCAAGUGCUUACGCUUGUAUGACUUGGGACGCAAGAAACUGCUCCGAAAGUGUGAAAACAAGUACAUCCCCAGUGCCAUAGUGUCCAUACAGAGCAUGGGCAACCGUGUAGUGGUAGGAGAUGUCCAAGAGAGCUUCUUCUUCCUUCGCUAUAAACGCCAAGAAAAUCAGUUGGUCAUCUUUGCGGAUGAUGCGGUACCUCGUUGGAUCACCGCAUCCUGUAUGCUUGACUACGACACAGUUGCUGGUGCUGACAAGUUUGGGAAUGUUUCGAUUAUACGUCUGCCAAACAGUGUAAGUGAUGAAGUGGAUGAAGAUCCAACAGGAAUCAAAUCACUUUGGGACCGUGGCUGGCUGGGAGGCUCAUCUCAAAAGGCUGAGGUCAUAUCCAACUUUCAUAUUGGAGAAACUGUAUUGUCACUGCAGAAAGCAACAUUAAUCCCUGGUGGCUCGGAAUCACUUGUGUACGUGACAUUGUCAGGCACCAUUGGAGUUCUUGUGCCAUUCACAGCACACGAGGACCACGAUUUCUUCCAACAUUUGGAGAUGCACAUGCGGUCUGAAAACCCGCCAUUGUGCGGCAGAGACCAUCUUUCAUUUAGAUCAUCUUACUUUCCAGUCAAGAAUGUCAUUGAUGGUGACCUGUGCGAACAGUUCAACUCUCUUGAUCCAUCUAAACAAAAGAGCAUUGCAGAGGAGCUCGACAGGAAUCCAAGCGAAGUUUCUAAGAAACUGGAAGACAUCAGGACAAGAUAUGCGUUUUGAGUUGCUUCUGGUUGGGAAUUCAUUAGCUCAUAUUGUAUAUA
Rhipicephalus sanguineus (brown dog tick) is the source of this 3905-nucleotide messenger RNA. It is a transcript of the gene Sf3b3, whose product is annotated as splicing factor 3B subunit 3. Bases 220 to 3864 code for a protein of 1214 amino acids. Gene Ontology annotation, molecular function: protein binding; U2 snRNA binding. Gene Ontology annotation, biological process: mRNA splicing, via spliceosome. The transcript has 26 exons. The record is from RefSeq and is a predicted model, not a curated record. NCBI's taxonomy places the organism in Eukaryota, Metazoa, Arthropoda, Arachnida, Ixodida, Ixodidae. Gene Ontology annotation, cellular component: nucleus; U2 snRNP.